GUACUGUACGUAACUUAUCACCGAUAACGUUCACCUCAACAUUGAUGCAACCUUUUACUUUCGACAACACAUCAACAUUCUCUAUAGACGGCGUUUCUUUUCUUGUAUUUACUUGGCCGAGACAGCAUAGAUCCCUUGGAGCUCUAUUCCUUCUCGCCGUCUAAGAACCGAUCUAUUGUUCAUGGUCAUUCAUUACUAUGGAUCCGAAUGAACAAUCACAACCGACCCUGCCGCCGCAGGAGCAGAUGCGCAAAAGGCGACUUGCGAAGCUUGGUGGUCUAAAUGCGACGCCGUCCAGCCCCAAACCAGAAGAUGUUACUAAACCUGAGCCUCCGACCUCGUCAGCGUCGCCGGCCUCGUCGCUUCCGGCUACUCUGCCAAAGCCAAAUGUGGCAAACCAAGAGAACACCCGGCCAACUCCUCUACCGAAUCCACAAACCAGCUCCGCGUCUUCUUCGCCAUCCCCAAGCCAAUCUCCGGCGACAAACCCAUUUUCCCAGCUCGGUGGGAAAAACAAGACAGAGCCUGGAAAUAAUAUCGCGGAGGAUUCAGGUAACAAACGUGUCUCCAAGAGGCCAUAUGCAGCUAUUGACAGAGAUACGACAGCUAUGCCAUCCAAGAAGAUACAUAUUGCAAAAGAAGAAACGUUAGAAAACUGGUCGAAUCGGGUGCUGGGCGACAUAUUCCGCAUCACGCUUGACGAGACUCACACGACGGACAGCAGGGGUAACAAGCUGACCUACUUGCCAGAGCUCAAGGCUGAUUUGGAACAAUCCGGUGAGCCGAUUAAACUAACUGCCUCGACAAUUGACUCGGCAAUCCUCGAAGCAGCCAGAUAUGUAUCCACGAGUAAGGCGCUUCUAGACUACCUGCUGCCAUGCUGGAAGCGCGUUGUGAAGGCUACUAAGCCUGCUAGACCCUCACCACCCGAUAGAGAAGCUGUCUUGAACGAAGCUAAGCGGCUGUGCAUGAGCAAUUGCAUAUUUGCGCUUACUAUGCCUGAAUACUUCGGCCGUGACCCCAAUCCGAACCACGAUUCUCUAGUGCCAUACCUUCUUCGGCACCACGAUAAUGAGGACGGUAUCUGCUUGGAUUUCUUUGCUGAGGCCGUUUCUCGUAUACCGGAAGAUGAUACCGUUGCUGCUAUCUUCAUAGAUGCUAUGGUUACUAUGAGUAAGAGGCUUGCCACGAUGACUAUGAAUGAUGAUUACAGGCCAUACAUGAAUUGUUUGGUUACAUACGCAAGAUUCCCGCCUUUGCUCAAUGCACUUGCAGAGCACCCUAACUUUCGAGUAAAGCCCACGCCAGAUAUGUCCAAGGAACAAAUAGCUUUGGCAAGCGAAACCGAAACUAUCUUGGGGCCAUUCUUUCGCAUAUCGCCACUGCAGACCGAGGUUACUAAGAGUUACUUUGUUAGUCCGCGAACAAUCGAUGCAGGCCACGUGAAGUCAUCUCAGAGUGCCCUUCAGAUGACACUAAAGGCUCAUCAAAGUGACCUCGCAAGCAUCACAAAUGCUUUUGUUCGCGCAAGCCCAAGUGCCCGAAAUAGUAUUCUCGACUGGUUUGCAUUCGUGGUCAACACAAACCAUAAAAGGCGUGCUCUUCAAGUCAAGCCGACAGACGUAGCCUCAGAUGGUUUUAUGGUUAACGUGACAGCUAUCUUAGACCAGCUAUGUCAACCUUUCAUGGAUAGCACAUUUUCCAAGGUGGAUAAAAUCGAUGUUGACUAUUUACGACGUAGCCCUCGAGUCGACAUGAGCGACGAGACCAAGCUCAACGCCGAUCAGGCGACUUCAGAAGCGUUCUACAAGGCACACGUCCCAGGCUCCUCUAAUUUCAUCUCAGAGGUUUUCUUCUUAACCCUAGCUGCCCAUCAUUAUGGCCUUGGGGCAACAAACUCGAAGCUCAAGGAUCUUGACAGAGAUAUCAAGUAUGUUGAGGGCGUCAUAAAACAGAUCGAAGGGGAGAUACCUAAGCUACAGAGCGACCCAUUGCGUCUUGCUGUAGCAAGGCAACAUCAUCAGAAUGCUGUCAAUGCAGUUGAAAGACAUAUAGCGCUCAAGUAUUCUAUCGAAGGAAUCGUAUUAGACUCGUCUAUGCAGACAAUAUCCUUACAAUUCAUGAGAUAUGUAUCUGUGUGGCUUCUACGAAUUGCUAGCGGAACAGACUACAUACCAGGCAAAGAUUUCACACUUCCUCUCCCCGCUGACAUACCCGAGGCCUUCAGUUGUCUCCCAGAAUACGCCCUCCAGGAUGUCGUUGAGAAUUUCAAGUUUGUUUUCCGUUUCUUGCCCGACAUUUUGGUAUCCGCCGUUGGGGACGAGAUAAUCACACUAUGCAUUACCUUCUUGAGGUCCUCGGAAUACAUCAAGAAUCCUUACCUGAAGUCGUCUCUCGUCACGUUAUUGUUCUCUGGGACAUGGCCGUUAUAUCAUCUUAGUAGGGGGGUUCUAGGCGAUACUUUGGUCGGAUCAAAGUUUGCCAAUGAGCACCUCCUACAUUCACUCAUGAAGUUUUACAUCGAAUGUGAACAUAGUGGUGUCAGCUCCGCAUUCUACGAUAAAUUCAAUAUCCGCUACGAGAUAUUCCAGGUCAUCAAGUGCAUCUGGCCAAACAGUGUUUACAAAGAUCAGCUCAGCCAGGAAAGCAGGGUUAACCGGCAAUUCUUUGUGCAAUUUGUGAACUUGCUUCUAAACGACGCGACCUACUUAUUAGAUGAGGCAUUAACCAAACUUGUUGCGAUACACGACUAUCAGAAGCAAUUACAUGAUGACACAUUAUCUCCUGAAGAUAAGGAGAAGGUCCGAGCAGACCUGGAAACCGCUGAACAGCAGUGUCAGUCCUGGAUGCAGUUGGUGAACGAUACUAUGGGAAUGAUGAAACUGUUCACGGCGGCAUUGCGCGACGCAUUUACCAUGCCCGAGAUCGUAACUCGGUUGGCGGGCAUGUUAAACUACAAUCUAGAGUCCCUGGUCGGUCCGAAACGGGGCAACCUCAAAGUACAGGAUGCCAGGAAAUAUCAUUUCGACCCGAAGACCCUUUUGUCUGACUUCAUAGACAUAUACAUCAACCUGUCACCGAAACCUACCUUCAUCGAAGCAGUUGCUGCCGACGGCCGCUCAUACAAACCAGACAACUUUAAGGAAGCAACCAGGGUGAUGGAACGCAGUCUUCAUACAGCACCCGAAGUCAUCUCCACUUGGAGAUCUCUGGUAGACAAGUUCGCCGAAGCUAAGCAACGUCUAGAUCAAGCCGAACUCGAUCUAGGCGAAGUACCGGAUGAAUUUGAGGAUCCCCUGAUGGGUGAUUUGAUGACUGAUCCAGUCAUUCUACCGUCACAGAAUAUCGUUGAUCGGUCAACGAUUGUGCAGCAAUUGCUCUCUAACCCGCUAGAUCCCUUUACUCGAAAGCCGAUGACUAUCGACGAUGUGACUCCAGCUAAUGACUUGCGUGCCCGGAUUGAGGAAUGGAAAGCCGAGCGGAUAGCAGCUGCUAGGGCUAGAGUAUCAGAAGGGGAUGCCAUGGAUACAACAGCAGGUUAAAGAGGGUUCCAAGCGAACCCUGCAACUUUUGUACCACCAAACAAUGGAUGAUUAAAUUAUCACCUAAGAGUAUAGUACAGGCGGGUGGCCUCGAGUGAAGCUACAGACAGAUGGUUAUGCAUUUUUCUUAGACUACAGGGUGCCUAUAACGGUUCUAUUUCGCCCAUAUGCGGUGAGCUUGUGGAUUAGCUUUGCGAAUCAAUGAUAGGUAGAUACCUACCUAUCAUCAUAGUAGAUAAGUGCCCAUGAAGUUUCGUCAAUUCUUUUUAUUUUGAGGCUAAUGAGGUGCAUUGAUUACCCCUAUUCCUCUUUAGCUGGUUUGAAUGACAGCAUCCACGGAUCAAUUAGUUCCUCAUUCAUUGUGAAAUAGAUGUACUCUCGAGUGAAAUAGCAAGGGUUGUUCAAGUAUC
This is a messenger RNA of Daldinia loculata, 3952 nucleotides long. RefSeq names its product ubiquitin conjugation factor E4. Gene Ontology annotation, cellular component: nucleus; ubiquitin ligase complex; cytoplasm. The record is from RefSeq and is a predicted model, not a curated record. Gene Ontology annotation, biological process: protein polyubiquitination. Lineage: Eukaryota; Fungi; Ascomycota; Sordariomycetes; Xylariales; Hypoxylaceae. Gene Ontology annotation, molecular function: ubiquitin-ubiquitin ligase activity. The transcript is spliced from 8 exons. Bases 198 to 3542 code for a protein of 1114 amino acids.